Anoplopoma fimbria (sablefish) is the source of this 6325-nucleotide messenger RNA. Its product is annotated as transcription factor E2F3-like. The record is from RefSeq and is a predicted model, not a curated record. Lineage: Eukaryota; Metazoa; Chordata; Actinopteri; Perciformes; Anoplopomatidae. Gene Ontology annotation, cellular component: RNA polymerase II transcription regulator complex. Gene Ontology annotation, molecular function: DNA-binding transcription factor activity, RNA polymerase II-specific; RNA polymerase II cis-regulatory region sequence-specific DNA binding; protein dimerization activity. The transcript has 8 exons. The coding region runs from base 245 to 1576 and encodes 443 amino acids. Gene Ontology annotation, biological process: regulation of transcription by RNA polymerase II.
CCUUCAUUCAUCAGGCCGUUUCCUGAAGCCAUUUCUAGACGGGGGAAACGAGAGUUGCGCUACUUUUUAAUCCGUUGCAUCUGCCUAAAUGCGCUUUCUUAAGGACAAAUACUUUACCGAAGUCGAUGCAUCAGACUGUCAUCUUUACUUCGGUUUGAUUAUUUGUGUAAUUAUUGCGGCGGAUUAGCAGCCAUACGGGCUCGAAAGUACAGAGACGAGAAAGGGGUUACCCCGAAUACGCAAGAUGAGAAGAGGGAUCUCCUCGGCUCCGGACAAAGUCAUUUUAGCAGGGGUCGGGGGCUCUCCUCUGGACAACAAUAUCAUCCUAACCACUCUCACGGAUCGGUUAAACCCGGGUCAAACCAACGCUACGUAUUUCCAAAUAAUAACCACCCCACCGCCUUGCAACGUUACACAGACAUCAAAUGUGUGUCUGUCUGAGCCGCAGAUAAACAACAUUUACACAACUCCACAACAAGCUGCUGCAAACGGAGCCGGACAACGACCCACACUGGGGAGACCGCCGGCAAAAAGGCGGUUGGCGCUCGAUGACUCUGACCACCAGUACCAGUCGGAACCAGCCAGGACUCCAAGAGGCAGAGCGGCAUCGGUGGCCAAUGGGGCACGGCUAAAGACACCCAGAACACCCAAGUCUCCACCAGAGAAGACUCGGUACGACACCUCUCUGGGCUUAUUGACAAAGAAGUUUGUGGACCUUCUUGCUCAGUCUUCUGAUGGUGUCUUGGACCUCAACCUCGCUGCUGAAACCUUACAGGUACAGAAAAGGCGGCUGUAUGAUAUCACCAAUGUACUAGAAGGCAUUCACCUCAUCAAGAAGAAAUCAAAGAACAACAUUCAGUGGAUGGGCUGCAGUCUGCUGGAGGUGGAGGGGGCACUGACCCAGAGACAGAGACUAACGGCAGAAGUUUCUGCACUGGGGGAGGAAGAGCAAAGGCUUGAACAACUCAUCCAGCGAUGCAGCUUGGAUAUGAGACACAUGAGCGACUUGCAAAGCAAUCAGAAAUAUGCCUAUGUAACGUACCAAGACAUCAAACAGUUGGGAAACCUCAGAGACCAGACUGUUAUCGUCGUCAAAGCGCCCACAGACACCAAACUAGAAGUACCAGACCCUGAUGAGAGUUUGUCCAUCCAUCUGACCAGCACUAAGGGUCCUAUAGAAGUCCUGCUGUGCCCAGACGAGGAGAAUGACCCCAGGAGUCCUGUUAAAAACGGCAGCAUGGACAUCAAUGGGAACUCACCUUUCCUUAAAGUCCUUCAAGGUCCCACAUGCUCGCUCACUUCUGCCAUCCCCUCCCUGGCUCCAACUUCUUCUUCCGCAGCCGUCUCAGUUACUACUCUCUCCCCGAUCUCGUCCCCUUACACUAGUCUACUCCAGCAGACAGAAGACCAAAUCCCUUCAUCUCUGGGGCCUUUCUUAAACCUUGGGCCUCCUCUUCUGGACCAGGAUGACUACCUUUUAGGUUUGGCAGAUGACCAGGGAAUCAGCGACUUGUUCGAUGCCUGUGACUUUGAUAAAAUGCCCUCUCUUGGCCUGGAUGACCUCCUGUGCAGCUAGCAUUGGUAAUAGAAAUUCAUAUUAAUGCACGGGAGAGAGAGGGAGAGAGAGAAUGGAGACUCAGUGAGGGUUUUGAUGCCGGUGACUGACUGUAGUUAGUGGAAACCAAUUCUAAAUAGAUGGAAAGGAAUCACUGAGGGCUAAAUGCCAUGUUCUUUCAUGGUGUAAGAUAUAUAUGGCCUUGCAUGAUUUCACUCAAAAGACAUGACUGGUCAGUGUAGAGACAUAUCCAUUACUCUUUGUCUCAGGCUAUGAAACGCCUCCGUGUAGCUGGGCGUUGGGGGACGUCCUAAAGCUUGUUUUGUUAAGCAUAAAAUUGGAAGGAAAAGAUAUCCACUUCUGUGUAUCACACAAGGUUCACGCCACUGUACAGAGAGAACAACAAAGACAGAACAGCUCGAAAGGUAAACGCCUCCCACACCACCUGGCAAUAUAUUUCCACAUCGUGGGUGAGCAUAAAACCCAAGUGUGAUUGUACCUGAGAUGCACAAAUAUGAUCCCAAAAAACCCUCAGUAGAAUGCUGAAGAGUAGGCAAGAGGAAAAUUGUUAACUGAUUAAACUUGAAGGAUCCUGCAAAUGUUCAACACAUACACACAUUAAAAACAGCCAAAUUGUUAAUGUUAACAUUAAAGGAAGCGUUGAUUAUCUUCACAAACAUUUUUGAUUUUUGUUUUGUUUUGUUUAAAUUCUCAUUACAUCCUGACGGCAAUCAAAGAAUCAGACGCUUUGACAGAAAACAAAUAAAUCUGGUAUCUGUCGCAGGAUUGUAAUAAGAACGUCCAAUCAUUUCAUUCGGCCCCAAAUGUAGGGGUUAUCUGACUACCUGCGGGACUACCUGCCUGCCUCAGCGUAUUCUUCCUGUCCACUCAUCGUCACCGCAGCCUUCUACAAGCUGCAAGCUUGACGGUUGUGAGUACAAACAAUAGCCAUAUUUGUUGUUUGGUACUUGGCAACUUUCUUGCUAGAUUUAGCAACUUUUCAAGCUAAUGCUGCUAGUGACUUUAAAUGAAAAGAGUUGGCAACACUGGGGUGGGUUUUUUUUGGUUGGAUAUUUAAAAAACAAUCUUGCCUACUCUUGCUAGUUUAAGACUACCAACUCUGCCUUUAAUAUUUUUAAUAAUACAUUAGUUUUCAGAAUCUCUUUCAUAUCAAAGCAAUAUUGGUACUGUAACUGAAAUAAUCCCUAACCGAAUCGAUAUGGAAUCAAAUUGUGACCUUGUGAAUCAGAAUCCAAUCAAUUUAGGAAGUUAGUGACGAUACCCAGCCCUCAUAAAUAAGUGAUUCAUUUACUGGUCAGAUGUCAAAGUUCAUCCAGAUGUGUUAACGCCAAGUGCUGUGGGGGCUAAAGAGUGCAUUCUUAAACACCAAUGAUCUGUGAUAUAAGGCUCAUACUGCUGACUGUUAAGUAGACAUUUUGUGUGUUCAAAUGUAGGACAUUUUAGAAAUUUAAAUUGAAUAUUAAAAAACUACGCAAUUUUGAUACACAGCAUUCACAACUACUACAGUUGUUAUUUUAUGGUUAAGUUAGGCAGGCGGAGGUUUUGGUCACCUGUUCUUGUCUCUGCCUGCUCGAACACUUGUCAGAUUACCCAUUGUGGCAUUUGGGCCUAUAAUCAUAAAGUUUAUAAAAAUAUGAGUAUUUUGUACAUUUAAGCACUAUUUAGAUGUAUUGAGAGCUGCAAGGAAGUUAAUACACGUUUUUUUGAAUGCACAUGACAUGAUUACCCAAUUUAAAAGGAAAUUGUAAAAUGCAAUGCAUAUGAUAGGAGUGUGUACUCUAAAAGGAGACCGAUGUACACUCGUUUUAAAUGUAUAAAAUACUUAAAGUAUGCCUUAUGGCUAAUAAUUAGUUUGAUCCCCUUGAACACAAUUUGUCUCUCCUGUGCUGUAUCCUCCUUCUUUAGAAGGAUUUAGUAGUUGAAUUUAAUAAGGGAUCUUUAUCUGUCCACCUGAUCAGCCUGUUGUCUGCUGAUCAUGUGAGCAACCUCGUAUUUUGUAAUUCAAUUUACAGUUUGAUGAAUACAUAAAUGUUCAACAUGGUAACAAAUAUUGUGAUGUUUAACUUUAUGUUGUUUAAAAUGUGCUAACAGCACAAAAAAAGCCAUCAUACCUGGGAAAUGUGGGGUUAAGCAAAAACACCUGAUGUACUUGUAUAAGCCUAGCACGUUGUCGCACGUGAUAUGCAAAAUUAGGAUAUCAUCUCGUACUCUUAUUGAUACUUUGUAAAAUCAGGACCCAAACUUCCACUUUCUUGCUGCUUUUCACUUAUCCCUUCAUCUUCAUCAGCAGAAGCUGCCAUAACCAAACUUACCCUAAUGCCUCCUCACUUGAACUAUCUGCUGUGAUAUUAUACUGUGGUUUGAUUGGAAAAACUGGACUUUGAACCACUUAUCAAGGCACACUGGCUACUCUGUGUGUACUGAAAGCAGUGUAAGAGAGAGGAUCGGCGCGUACUUGUCUUUUUAGGUUUAAUAAAUGUUGAAUUUUUAAUAGAUUUUAAUACUGUAGAAAUAACUAAUGAUAUUCAGGUCAUCUAAGCAACAAAUGGCCAGAUAGCCACUAAUUUAGGCUUCAGCAUGUAAUAAAGGGCCCAUUUUCCUCCAAAACGAUGAUAUAAAAAAAAUGAGGAAAAGUAAGAAGGAAAAAAAAAAAAAGACUAAUGGACCCUGUUUUGUAUAUUGAGCAAAUACAGUGCAACAAGCCAUGUGUCAUGGUAUGCCUGGUAAUACUGUGGUGUAGAGCUUCUGAGUCUACAACAGUGGUUGAUCAAGAAAAGCCAGCUAGAGGACUUAUGUGGAAUGUGUUUUUGUUGUGGUAUUUGGAACACCAUUGCAGUUCACUUCUGAUUGCUUCUUGUGUUAAAUGCCAUCCCUUAUAAUAACAUAAUGCAAACAUCUUGUCUGAAACCCUGGCUUUCAAUCUAGAAAAAACCUGCGGCCGCAGGUAAUAUUGCUGCUGUUAGUGUAAACUUUCCCUCCCCUGAUUGAUGUGUGCUUGAGUAAUUGCGUGUGCGGCAUGUGUGAGUAAUGUCAAAGAUCAAGCUUGCUAAAGAGUAAGCCUGCCAUGUGUAAAUUCAUGUACAGUUUUUCUAAAUUUUUCAGUGCACAAGGUACUGUAGGCUACCUCUCACUUACUGUUGGACUAUAGUAUAGGGCAUAGAGGUAAAUGCCAUAGUGUGUAUGAGUCUUUGAAUUCCCCUUUUUCACAGAAAUGACCCUUGUAUUAUUUGGAUGUGAUCUUUGAUAUUACAUCGCACUUUUCUUUUUCGAUAUUUUCUCAUACCCUGAUUAAAUGAGUAUGCCUUUGCUCUAAAACCGGUUUCAUACUGUUGCAUCUUGUAUUUGAAUACUGGGGAGCACAUUUAAUCGGUGGAAAACGUGAAAUAUUUUCUUUUUGUUUUCGAUCUUUUUUCCCCAUAAGUUAUUUAUGUCUUGUUUUCAUCUCUUUGACACAAAAAGUAGUACACAUUCAAUGAUGCAUACAUGCACUCAAUCUUUUGCAGUUGGCCUAUCUGCGCUUUACUGGCCAUUAGGAGACAUUGCCAUGUCUAUAUACACCACUGAACAAUUAUCAGUGACUUGUGUCCUCUGCUGAAGCGUGUGUGUGUGUGUGUGUGUGUGUGUGGGGGAGGGGGAGGGGGGGUUGCUUCUGUGACACCGUGUGUCCGUUUUUAUUUUUGGAAUGAUGUGAGCGAUUCUGUGACACUUCUUUUUGCUUUUCUGCCAACUUAUUUUUCAUGGCGAGUUUUGUAGCCUGUUGAAACAACUCCGAAAAAUCAAAACCUAUUAUCAUUGACUUGAACUUCACCCAUUCAGUUGAUGAGAAACUAGAUUUCUUAGUCAGCAUAGAGCUUAAUUAGUGCUAUCGUAAGUGAAUGUAAAAUUUGACUUAAAUGCACAGAAAUGCUCCGAUUGACAACACAAUCUCCCUAUAGGCAUAUUUAUAUCAAUGUAUUUUAUAUGUAUUUAUGGAGAAAAUCAAGCUCAAUAUUUUCCCCAUUUGGUCCAUUAACCACAAUUAGGCUAUUUUCUAAAACCAUUUACAAAGGUAGUUAUAUUUUCCUCCAUCUAUUUAAAGCGGCCAGAAUCUGGUCCUAAUAUUUUAUCCACUUGUACAUGAUGGAAACAUGAUUUUUGGAAAGAUUGUACAAUUCCAUGGGUUUCUAAUGGAAUGUUAAAGAUUUUAAUGCACCGCUUAAGCUAGUGUCAUUGCCGGGGAGUCUGAAAAAUAUGUUAUGGGUGACAUGAAAUGACAGCUCUUUCGUGUCUAAUGCGUGAUUCAUGUGAUUAGACCUUACAGAUUUGUAUAAUUAGGCUAAUGUGGUGUGAACUGUAGUGAAGAUUGAAACAGCACUGUUGUACCUGCUAUUUUCCUGCAGUUAAUGUAAAGCUGUUACCAAAUACAUUAUACUGAUCGGUAAAUAUUCUGUAAAGGUUAUGUGAAAUGUUAAAUAUUUCAUAGGAAAGAAUUGACUGUAAAAUUAUGACAUUGCAGCCUGUUUCCACUAAUUACAGAAAGAAACUGUCAUAUCACAACGGAAUUUGAACGCAUGGGUGAAAGUAUUGGUGUGCUGUUGAAUGUUUAAGGUGAACUAAUUUGAUGUCUUUGAUGUAUGUUAUUCAGUUAUACAAGUUUCUUUAACAUCUGUCAAAUGAAGAAGUUGAGUUGUAUUUGUUUGGGGAGGGGGGGAUAAAUGGAUUGUUUUUGUACUCUGGCUGUUUGUAAUUGAAAAUUUGAAUAAAUGCAAU